Messenger RNA from Thalassophryne amazonica, 2735 nucleotides. It is a transcript of the gene mmp14a, whose product is annotated as matrix metallopeptidase 14a (membrane-inserted). Gene Ontology annotation, molecular function: metalloendopeptidase activity; zinc ion binding. Gene Ontology annotation, cellular component: extracellular matrix. The record is from RefSeq and is a predicted model, not a curated record. Bases 270 to 1958 code for a protein of 562 amino acids. The transcript is spliced from 10 exons. NCBI's taxonomy places the organism in Eukaryota, Metazoa, Chordata, Actinopteri, Batrachoidiformes, Batrachoididae. Gene Ontology annotation, biological process: skeletal system development; collagen catabolic process; zymogen activation.
AUCCGGGGUUCGGGGGUUGGAGAUCCAGCGGACAGUCCAUCUCUGUCUGACCACGUCUGCAAAGACAAAGUUGGGCAACACUCGGCACGGAUCAUGUCAGCACUUUGUGUUUGGUUUUUAAAGUUGUUUUUGUGCUGAAAUCCGACCGUCUCCGUGCGCAAACUGACACUUUUGUUCUUAUUUCAUUAAAACCACACUGAGGACGUGGACUCGAUCAGUUUUUUACGGUGCGUGAGGACGAAGGUUCGCGGUGUGGAUACUGGUGCAGAAUGCGGAUCCGGAUCCUCUCUCUGGCCUGUGCGCUCUGCUUCGGGUUCAGCUCCGCGGCUGCAGAUGUUCUCAAAGCGGAGGCUUGGCUGCAGCAGUACGGCUACCUGCCUCCAGGUGACGUUAGAGCCCAAGCCAUCCGCUCGCCCAAGUCCAUCGCCACAGCAAUAACAGCCAUGCAGAGGUUUUACGGCUUGACCGUCACUGGCUCCAUAGAUGCCAACACAUUAGAGGCAAUGAGCCGGCCGCGGUGUGGCGUCCCAGAUAAAUUUGGACCAGAACUGAAAACAAACCUGCGGAGGAAGAGAUACGCCGUGCAGGGUCUAAAGUGGGACAAAGCCGAGGUGACGUUCAGCAUACAGAACUACACGCCCAAGGUCGGGGAACGGGCCACGUACGAAGCCAUCCGGAAAGCCUUCAAGGUUUGGGAAAGCGCUAUCCCUCUGACCUUCAGGGAAAUCCCCUACAGCCACAUCAGGGACAAGGUGGACAAGUUUGCAGACAUCAUGCUCUCCUUUGCAGAGGGCUUCCAUGGUGACAGCACACCAUUUGAUGGUGAAGGUGGCUUCCUGGCUCAUGCUUACUUCCCUGGCCAAGGCAUUGGUGGAGACACACAUUUUGACCUGGCUGAACCCUGGACCACUGGGAAUGUUGACCAGGGGGGUAAUGAUGUCUUCCUGGUAGCUGUGCAUGAGUUGGGUCACGCUCUUGGACUGGAGCACUCCAAUAAUCCAUCUGCCAUCAUGGCUCCCUUCUAUCAGUGGUUCGACACAGAAAGCUUCCAGCUUCCUGAUGAUGACCGCAGAGGCAUCCAGGCAAUCUAUGGAAGCAAGUCUGGAUCACCUCCUCCUCCCCCUCAACCCACAAAGCAGACCAACCCCUCCAGACCAGACCAUGGCCCAGACAUCUGUGAGGGACACUUUGACACCAUCGCUGUCCUUCGAGGGGAAAAGUUUGUAUUUAAGGAUAAAUGGUUGUGGCGCCUCCGCAACAACAAGGUACAGCCCGGGUACCCGAUGCCGAUCGGUCACUUCUGGAAGGGCUUGCCUUCAAACAUCAAUGCUGCCUAUGAGAGGGAUGAUGGGAAAUUUGUCUUCUUCAAGGGUGACAGGUAUUGGGUGUUCAGUGAGUCCAGCUUAGAGCAGGAUUCCCCCAAAACCCUGAAAGACCUGGGAACCGGUCUGCCCCAAGACAAGAUCGAUGCUGCUCUAUUCUACACGCCAACGGGACAGACAUACUUUUUUAGGGCUACAAAGUAUUUCCGUUUCAGCGAGCAGAUGCGCAGGGUGGACAGUGGCUACCCGAAACCCAUCAGCACGUGGAUCGGUGUACCCGACAACAUCAAAGCCGCCAUCAUGAGCGAAGACGGAUCAUACACCUACUUCUACAAAGCCAACAAAUACUGGAAGUUCAACAACCAGUACAUGAAGGUGGAGUCCGGCUAUCCCAAAUCUGUGCUCACCAACUGGAUAGGCUGUGAAGGGGAGGAGCCUAAAAAGGGGCGGGAGGAGGAAGUGAUCAUCAUUGAGGUUGACAAAUCUGAAGGUGGCGUUCCUCCGGCGGCGGUGGUGAUCCCUCUUCUCCUCUUGGUGCUGGUGGCGGCCACUCUAGGCGCCCUUUUGUUCUUCAGGAAGUACGGCACUCCUCGGCGCCUCCUCUACUGCCAGAGAUCUCUGCUGGACAAAGUGUAGACGGUGAGAACGAGGACUGACAGACUGCCACAGACGGACAGAAAGAGGAGGACAAAAAGGGCCGAGCAACGUUGGAGCGAAAGACGGAGGAAAGAAAAAAAUGAGUGAAGACAGGAAGACUUGUUCAACGUUGGGGGCUGGUUUCUACCAGAAAAGAGGGAAAAUGGCCCUCCGAACAAAAAUCAGGAAAAUGUCUGUUAACUUUUUACAUGUACUGUCACGUUUUCAGAAAAAAAAGAAAAAAAAAAAAAACUCAGACGCAGAGAAGAAACAUGCGCAGAGAAUCAUCACGGAAGAUCCACUUAUUCUCGAUUCUCACACUGCCCAAUUAAUAAAAUAAAAUAAAAAUCUGUACUUCCUCUGGACAACUCGGCAAAACUGCCGAUUCUAUCAUUUAAACUAAUGUUGAAACACGUUUCACUUUAGAUUUUCUUCAGUACUGAAUCAUUGUGACGUUCUUAGGAACAUUGUUUUAUUUGGGGUUUGAAGCAGAAAUCGUUUGAACUGAUUUUUUUUUUUUAUUCAGCAGAGAAAUAUCAUUUUCUACCAUCUGCUAAAUGCUAAUGUGAACAGAAAACACAAUAAUUACAUAUUACACCAUAUUCCUUUAGCGUGUCAAUAAAGUUUAGGGAUGGGCAACAAUGGCCGAAAAAUGAAUGAACAAAAAAAAUUAUUAAAAAUAUUGUGAAUGGAAUUACAUGUUUAACAAAGAUUAUGACCUUUUAACAGAAAAACACAACUCCUUCAUUUCAGGAUGUAAUGUACUAUUUGAUAAAA